Messenger RNA from Naegleria fowleri, 708 nucleotides. RefSeq lists its product as uncharacterized. Gene Ontology annotation, biological process: mitochondrial proton-transporting ATP synthase complex assembly. Gene Ontology annotation, cellular component: mitochondrion. The record is from RefSeq and is a predicted model, not a curated record. Bases 1 to 708 code for a protein of 235 amino acids. Lineage: Eukaryota; Heterolobosea; Eutetramitea; Acrasida; Naegleriidae. The transcript has a single exon.
AUGUUAAAAUUUGCUUCAUCGAUUCUUUCCCGUUCUAGUUUGUCAACUUCAAAAACAUCAUCAUGCAUCGGAAUUUUAUUGCAACAUAAUAAUAAUAAUCAAACAAGAGAAAAUAGGAGAUUUGUUUUACCGGGGCCGAAAUCCCUUGACCAGAUUGUAAAAGUGCCUUUACUUGAGAGAGAAACACCAGAAGCAAUAAUUAAAAUAUGGAAGGAUCAUCAUGAAAUGAAUCCGUUAAUUUUGGCAGAAACAGUUCCAUAUACACAAUAUCAAGUUCUCAAACACCGUUCAAAAGAUUGUCCAAUGUUUGUACUACCUGUGUUUAAAAACAUUGGAUUUCAAACCGUUGUUUUGCAAUUUCAAACCGAGCAUGUUUUAUUUACAUCGAUGAGAGAGUUCAAAGCAAAGGGAGAAUGGGCAUCCCCUCAAAUGUCUCUCACACACUUUACUGAAUUUUCUCAAACAAAAGGAAUUGUGCUAAUGAGAGGCGAAACAAAUGAUGCACAUAUUAAUAAGGCAGAAGGAAGAGAGCUUGCAAGAUUCAUGUACAAGUUUUACCUUGAUGAUAACUUGUAUCAUACAUUCGUAGAAGUUUUUAACAAGGAGCCAUCAAGAUUUAAUUUUGAAGAACUCAUCAAUGCAGUGAAGGCGCUCAAACCACCAAAACCAAGACCCAAUCCUCUUGUACCCCCUCCCAAGAUGAAGUAG